Messenger RNA from Athene cunicularia (burrowing owl), 1231 nucleotides. RefSeq names its product pseudouridine 5'-phosphatase (gene PUDP). The record is from RefSeq and is a predicted model, not a curated record. Gene Ontology annotation, molecular function: phosphatase activity. Lineage: Eukaryota; Metazoa; Chordata; Aves; Strigiformes; Strigidae. Bases 1 to 996 code for a protein of 331 amino acids. The transcript has 7 exons.
AUGCCCAACGAUUUGCGCCUUUUUGUUUACGGCUCCAAUUAUGAUCCAGCGGCAGUAUUACCCUCGGCACGCCAACGUUUUGCGAGGGAAACGCUAAACUUCCGAAACCGCGAGCGGCUCCCGCGAGCAGCGCGAACCAGGAUUUACAAAGAAAAGAAACGAUUCAUUUCCUUCUCCCUGUCCCGCCUCCCCCCUGCUUUUCGUGGGCGAAUUUCGCCCGAAUUAAAAGAUCCGGGGCUGAGACUGAGAACGGCGCUUCCCUUGGAUGGUGGAGGGCUGAACGAGAUUCGAGUGGCUGCAGGGAGAGAGGCGAGGGAUACCGAGCGUCUCUACACAGUUGUGUUUGAGGAGAUCUGUAUGCGUUUUGGAAAGACCUAUACCUGGGAUGUGAAAUCCUUGGUCAUGGGUAAAAAAGCCCUAGAAGGAGCACAGAUUAUUCGAGAUGUUCUAGAUCUUCCAAUAACCGCAGAAGAGUUAUUACAUGAAAGUAAAAUGAAGCAGGAGAAGAUAUUCUCUACCGCUAAACUGAUGCCAGGGGUUGAUAAGCUGAUCCGUCAUUUACACAAACACAGCAUACCCAUAGCUGUUGCCACAAGCUCAGCUGAAGUGACAUUUCAGAUUAAAACAGCCAGCCACAAAGAAUUCUUUGGUCUUUUUCAUCAUAUUGUGUUGGGAGAUGACCCCGAGGUGAAGCGUGGCAAGCCACAGCCUGAUGCAUUUCUAGUUUGUGCAAAGAGAUUUCAACCUCCUGCACCUCCAGAGAAGAUUCAGCAACACUUUCUGGGAUGGAAACAAUUGGAGAAAACAAUAGGAAAACAGUGUCUUGUGUUUGAAGAUGCACCACUUGGAGUCAAAGGAGCCCUGGCAGCAGGAAUGCAAGUGGUUAUGAUUCCAGAUGAAAAAUUACAUCCAGAUCUUAAAAAGGACGCAACACUACUGCUGAACUCCAUGGAAGAUUUCAAACCAGAACUGUUUGGUUUACCAGCGUAUGAUUAAUGCCUAAUGUCUGUGAACAUGCACUUGAUGGGAAAUUGGGAAAGUGGAAUGAAAUUCUGUUAUGAUUUUAUGAUUGUUUUGCAUCUUUUCCUCUCUUCCUCAAAACUAAAGCACAAAAAUUCUGUUAACACCAAGUCUUCCACACAGUACCUUUGAAAGAUGACUAGAAUGUUUAUGAUUUGUCUCAUGAUAAAUGGUAAAUUAAAGCAGCAUUUCAUCUUGUGAAGUGAAUCCA